Molecule: messenger RNA, 804 nt
Organism: Tachyglossus aculeatus (Australian echidna)
Lineage: Eukaryota; Metazoa; Chordata; Mammalia; Monotremata; Tachyglossidae
Product: olfactory receptor 14K1-like
Exons: 4
Coding region: 1-804 (267 amino acids)
Source: RefSeq, a predicted model, not a curated record
AUGCUCCUCCUGGUCUACCGAGAUGCCCUGACAAGGAAUCUUCUCUUCAUUGCUGUCGCCAUCCUCGACUGCUGCCUCCACACCUCCAUGUACUUCUUCCUUAAGCACCUGUCCUUAUUUGAUUUCUGCUUCAUUUCUGUCACUGCCCCCAAGUCCAUCAUCAACUCCGUGUCCAACCGUAGAGAAGUCUGUUUUGAGGGCUGUGUAGCCCAGGUCUUUUUGGAGAUUCUCUUCAUUGCUUCAGAGCUGUCCAUCCACACGCUGGUCCACCUGGUGUACCUGGCAACCCUGAAGGGGAAUCUCCUCAUGGUCGCCGUCUCCACCCUUAACCAGUGCCUCCAUACCUCCAUGUGCUUCUUUCUCAGGCUCCUGUCCUUCAGUAAUCUGUGUCUCAUCUCCGUCACCGUCCCCAAAUCCAUCCUCAACGGCCUGACCGACCGUGGAGAAAUCUCCCUCCUGGGCGCUGUCCUUCCUCACGACGAUGUGCUAUGGCUGCUUCGCCACCAUCUGCCACCCCCGUGCUCCGACCUCAUCAUGGACCGAGGGGUCAUUGGGAAGAUGGCGACUGCCUCCUGCCUCAGCGCGGGGCUCAUUGGGGCGAUGUACUCAGCCGGGAGGUUCACAUUAAACUUCUGCGAGUCCAACAGUUGGGCCAACGCCUUCGCCAACUGUCUGCCCUACCUUGACGUCAUUACUGUUUUUCGCUCGACUGGAUCUGUUGCCUAUCUCAAGCCCGUUUCAGACUCCCCCUCGACGCUGGACCUGCUCUUGUCCAUGUUCUACUCUGAGGUGCCCCUGCCAUGA